Rhizopus microsporus ATCC 52813 is the source of this 2031-nucleotide messenger RNA. RefSeq names its product acetyl-CoA synthetase-like protein. Lineage: Eukaryota; Fungi; Mucoromycota; Mucoromycetes; Mucorales; Rhizopodaceae. The transcript has 6 exons. Gene Ontology annotation, cellular component: endoplasmic reticulum; plasma membrane; lipid droplet. The record is from RefSeq and is a predicted model, not a curated record. Bases 1 to 2031 code for a protein of 676 amino acids. Gene Ontology annotation, molecular function: long-chain fatty acid-CoA ligase activity. Gene Ontology annotation, biological process: long-chain fatty-acyl-CoA metabolic process; long-chain fatty acid metabolic process.
AUGAAAAGCUUUACAGUCGAAGUGGGUCCAGAACAACCUCAAGGCGGACGUACGAGAAGAUCUAUCUUUAGUCCUGAAUCCUUAGUUCGUGUGCCUGCUCCUCAUAUCCAUACACUCUAUGAUGUUCUUGUCCACAGCGCAAAAAAAUAUUCUGAUCGAAAAGGCUUCGGCUUUCGUAAGGUAGAAAAGAUAGUAGAGGAAGAAAAGGAGGUGAAAAAGUUUGUCAACGGCGAAGAGGUCAAGGAUAAGAAGAUUUGGAAAUUCUUUCAGCUAUCACCUUAUUUUUACUUGACUUACAAGGAAGCCUCAAGACUAACCCAUGAUGUUGGUGCUGGUCUCGUCAAGUUGGGUCUUUGUGAGAAAUCAAAGAUUGAAAUAUUUUCACCCACAAAUAUGUACUGGCUAUUAACAGCUCACAGCUGUUUUACUCAAAACAUGACCAUUGUUACUGCAUAUGACACAUUGGGUGAAGCUGGUUUACUUCAUUCAAUGAAUGAAACUGAGGUGGAGGCUAUUUAUACCGUAGGUGAACUCUUGACGACCGUAUCCAAGGUGGCGAACAAGUGUCCUUCUCUCAAAUAUAUCAUAUACAGCGGCGAAAUCAAAACGGACGUACUUGACAAAGUUCAAAAAUCCGUCUCUCAACAGGUGGUGUCGUUGGAUGAAGUCGCCAAAUUAGGUAGAGAAAACCCAAGAGAGCCUAGACAGCCUGAGCCAGAGGACUUGUGCUGCAUCAUGUAUACUUCGGGAAGUACGGGAAAUCCAAAGGGUGUUAUGCUUUCUCACAAAAAUAUCAUUGCCGCCAUUGCUGGUGUUAAUACAAUUCUGGGUCAUCUUGUUACUGACCAUGAUUCAAUGAUGGCAUAUCUCCCCCUAGCUCACGUCCUUGAAUUUGUCGUAGAGAACCUUUGUAUCUUUUGGGGUGUCACUCUGGGUUACGCCAACGUUCGUACUUUGACAGAUGCUUCUGUUCGCAACUGUAAAGGAGAUAUAAAGGAGUUUAGACCAACCUUGAUGACAGGUGUUCCUGCUGUAUGGGAAUCUAUACGUAAAGGUAUUCUUGCCAAGAUCUCUUCUGCCUCUCCCAAGGCACAAAGGAUGUUCCAAAAGGCAUAUGCUACAAAGGCUUGGCUCCUUGAGCGCCACUUACCGACAGGAUUCAUUGAUAAGGUUGUUUUCAACAAGAUAAAGGAUCAAGUUGGAGGGAGACUUCGUUUUGCUCUUUCAGGUGGUGCUCCCAUGUCAGUUGAGACACAAAAGUUCUUAUCAGUCACAGUCUGUCCCAUUUUGGGAGGCUUUGGCAUGACAGAAAGCUGUGGUAUGUGCUGUAUCAUGACGCCAGAGCAAUUUGGAUAUGGUCAAGUAGGCGCGCCUGUUCCUUGUUGUGAGAUUAAAUUAGUCGACGUGCCUGAAGCCAACUACUAUUCGACAAAUGCUAAACCUCAAGGUGAAGUAUGGGUUCGUGGCCCUGCUAUCACAAAGGGCUAUUGGAAACGAGAUGAUAUCACCAAAGAAACGUUUACGGAGGACAAUUGGUUAAUGACUGGAGAUAUCGCUGAAUGGAAUGAAAACGGCACCUUGACCAUCAUUGAUCGUAAGAAGAAUUUAGUCAAGCUGAGUAACGGUGAAUACAUUGCUCUCGAAAAGUUGGAAUCUAUCUACAAGAGUUGUGUCUAUGUGACAAAUAUCUGUGUUUAUGCUGACCCUCUAUUCCCUAAACCCGUCGCAUUGGCUGUCGUCUCAGAACCUGUUAUUCGCCGUUUAGCUACAGAAAAGAAUGUGUCAGAGAGAGAUUGGGAAAAGUUAUGCUGUGACGAAACCAUCAAAAAGACAAUCUUACAGGCUCUGCUGGCUCAAGCAAAAGAAGGUGACCUGAAGGGCUCAGAGCUCAUUUUUGAUGUCCACUUAUGUCAUGAAGAAUGGACUACAGACUCAGGUAUGCUAACUGCUGCCCAAAAGAUUAAGCGUCCUGAAAUCACAAAGGCGUAUAAAAAGGAAUUAGAUGACAUGAAUGUUAAACAAAAGGUCUAA